UUGACAAUGAAAAGAAAAGACAAAAGCAUAAGAUUAACGAAAAAAUAAUUGAUGACUUUUAGAGUUUGCUAAUGGCUUAAGUAAUUUGUUGCGUAAUUUAUGCAAAAAUGACCUACAUAUAUGUGGGUAUAUAAGUGCGUUCUUCUGGGCCAGACAACAGUUCAUAAGUUUCACUUACAACAUACAAUCUACAUUCCUACAAUCAUGUCUGCUAUACGCUUCGUUCUAAUUAGUUUGGCUCUCUUGGUCAUGAUGACAUAUGCCCAGCCAGUUCCAGGAGCUCCGGCUAUUGAUCCUUCAUUGCCUGGAGUAGAGGCUACAUUGCCACCAUCUCAUGUUGUCGACAGGGAACCCAAGCCUCGUACACUGUUCCUUCUACUGCCACUGCUGUUCCCCUCUGAGUUCUAUUGGAGUUAAUUUAAAUAAUAAACAAAAUUAAUUAAGAA
Drosophila willistoni is the source of this 446-nucleotide messenger RNA. RefSeq lists its product as uncharacterized. The record is from RefSeq and is a predicted model, not a curated record. NCBI's taxonomy places the organism in Eukaryota, Metazoa, Arthropoda, Insecta, Diptera, Drosophilidae. Bases 121 to 417 code for a protein of 98 amino acids. The transcript is spliced from 2 exons.